AUGCCACCAAAGCAGAAAAAACCUAAUACAAGUACUGAAGAAGACGGAAAAGAGUCGUUUCAAGCUGUUAUUCUAACAGAUACAUUUGAGGAACAGUUCCUUCCUAUUUCCCAUGAAAUACCUAGAUGUCUUAUGCCAAUUUGUAAUAUUCCGGCUAUUGAAUACACUUUGGAAGUCUUGGCUGCUGCUGAUGUCUUUGAAGUCUUUAUUGUCUGUACUUCUCAUAUUGACGCGAUUAAAUCCUAUUUUGAUAAUUCAGACCGAACGAGAUCCAAACUUUCUAUUCAGAUUGUUGCAGCACCUGAAUGUCUUUCUGUAGGUGAUGCACUUCGUGAAUUAGAUGCUCGUCAACUGAUUACAACUGAUUUUGUCUUGACAACCAGCGAACUUGUAUCCAACAUGAAAUUAGACGAAGCACUUGAAGAGCAUAGAGCGCGUAGAAAGAAGGAUAAAAAUUCCAUCAUGACAAUGAUCUUGAAGGAGGCCACAAGAACUCACACAUCAAGGGCGAAGGAUGCCAGCAGUGUAUUCGUACUCGAUCCUCGAACAGAUCAAUGUGUCUACUAUGAACCCGUCGUAUCUCUUCCUCGCAAAAAGCGUAUCGAAAUGUCACAGGAAGUAUUCGAAAAUAGAACUCAAAUUGAACUUCGUAAUGAUCUAGUCGACCCGUACUUUGACAUCUGCUCUGUCGAAGUUCCUCCACUCUUUUCCGAAAAUUUUGAUUGGCAAAAGUUGCGUAGUGACUUUGUGCACGGUAUUCUUACUUCGGAUAUUUUGGGUAAGACGAUUUACACAAAGAUCGUUACUGAACCCUAUUUGGCUCGUGUUCAGAACGAAAAGUUAUAUAGCACCAUUAGUAAGCAUAUCCUGAACCGAUGGGCAUUCCCUAUCGUACCGGAGACCAAUCUGAAAGAAGGAGAUGACUACGAAUUCAGCAGAGGAAACAUUUAUAAAGCAAGAAAUGUCAAAUUAUCCAGAUCUUGUAUCAUUGAUGAUAACGUUCAAAUUGGCUCGGGUUCAAUAAUUGGUGAAAACAGCCGUAUUGCUAACUCAGUCAUUGGAAAGAAUUGUGUGAUUGGGGACAAUGUUGUGGUAGAGGGUGCUUUUCUCUGGGAUAAUGUGACCAUUGAAAGCAAUUGUCACGUUAGACAGAGCAUUAUUACUAAUAAUGCAGCCAUUCUGGAAAAUACAAGCAUUGAUCAAGGCUGUUUAAUAUCUCUUAAUGUUAAAGUGGGUCCUGACAUGAACAUUCAAAAAUACUCGAGACUCAGCCUAUUGCCUCAACCCAAGACAAGCAUGUUUGAAGAGAGCAGUGAAGAGGAAGAUGAAGAUGAAGAGCAUCAUCAUACACUCACAGGACCUAAUGGUGAAUCCAUCUAUUUCUGGACCCUUCGUGCAGAUGAUGAUGAAGACACUGACAUUCGUAAUGUCAAACUUGGCUCAUUAGCGUACAACAUGGCGGAUAUUGCUCUCAAAGAUGGUGAUCUUACCGAAAGUGCAAGUGAAGUAGGUGAAUCCGAAGAUAGCGAUUCAGACAUGGAUACUAUGGGUGGUGCUUGGGGAUUAGAACCCAAUGUGGCUAAAAAGACCGAAGAGUUCAAGAAAGAAAUUGCACAAACUAUUGAACGAUCUAUAAACGAAGGACACACGGUAGAUACAGCAGCCCUCGAAGUGACUGGGUUACGUAUGUCAAGUAACGGAUCAUACACAGAUGUUAGAGAGGUCAUUGUUCCUAUCAUCUUGGAUCAUAUUGACGCCAAUAGUCCUGUUCAAAGUUUAAAGACUGUGUUCAACAAAUGGUCAGCCCUGAUCGGAAAGAUGACACACUCCCCUGACGAUCAAUUGCAUGUCUUGCAAAUUCUUCAAAGAUAUUGUGCAACUAAAGAACACCUUAAUAAGAUCUUUUUGGGAGCAUUACAGCUGCUGUAUGAUAGUGAUGUAGUAGAAGAAGAUGCAAUCAGAGCCUGGUAUAAUUCGGAAUCGUCUAGAUUAAAUCCUUUAGAAUCCAAAUUAAGAGAUAGAGCAACCAAGUUUAUCGAAUGGUUGGAUGAAGCAGAAGAGGAAGACAGUGACGAUGAAUAG
This is a messenger RNA of Rhizopus microsporus ATCC 52813, 2082 nucleotides long. RefSeq lists its product as uncharacterized. Gene Ontology annotation, biological process: biosynthetic process. The transcript is spliced from 7 exons. Gene Ontology annotation, cellular component: eukaryotic translation initiation factor 2B complex. The record is from RefSeq and is a predicted model, not a curated record. NCBI's taxonomy places the organism in Eukaryota, Fungi, Mucoromycota, Mucoromycetes, Mucorales, Rhizopodaceae. The coding region runs from base 1 to 2082 and encodes 693 amino acids. Gene Ontology annotation, molecular function: guanyl-nucleotide exchange factor activity; translation initiation factor binding; translation initiation factor activity.